Messenger RNA from Cololabis saira (Pacific saury), 5172 nucleotides. It is a transcript of the gene adgra3, whose product is annotated as adhesion G protein-coupled receptor A3. Gene Ontology annotation, molecular function: G protein-coupled receptor activity; protein binding. Lineage: Eukaryota; Metazoa; Chordata; Actinopteri; Beloniformes; Belonidae. The record is from RefSeq and is a predicted model, not a curated record. Gene Ontology annotation, cellular component: plasma membrane; external side of plasma membrane. Gene Ontology annotation, biological process: cell surface receptor signaling pathway; G protein-coupled receptor signaling pathway.
CUGCGGUUUCAGGACGAGUUGGAGGAAUCUUCAAACACCCUGGAUAACACUUAAACAGAUCAUAACUUCUGUACAUUUUAGGGUUUAAAGCCGCUUCCGUGUGUUUCGACCAUUUGAAGUGAAGCUCAUAGUUAAAAAGUGGUUGUUUUUUCCGCUUUCGCAUGCGUCGGGAAAGUAAUUUCCUGUGGGUCUCCGGGGAUAACGCACUUAUUUGGAGGAGAGUUAAUACAACAACUUUAGAAAAAAAGCCUGACGGAAUUUCCUGAAGUUUUGGAGUGGAUAACCUGGGAUGACCAUCGCCUGCUUCCCGUGGAAAACAAAACACAGCAGUCAGUCCGACCGGGACGCAAAACAAAGGGAAUCUCUACCUGGGCGAGUUUUUUAUUUAUUUAUUUAACAAAGGGCAGUGGGAACAUCCCCGCGUGUUGUGAUUUUUUUUUUUUUUUUUUUUUUUUGUAGACUGGUAAUAAAAUGAACGAGUAGGACUUUAUAAAUGAGUGAGUUUCCAAACAAAGGGCAGCUCGGUCGUGAAGGGAGAGAAAGAAAAAGCGCUGGGAGAAAUGGAGGAGGAGGACAACAACUCCCCGGCUGAAGCUCCCAUCUGGCUCUGAGGGCAAGUCCUGCAACAAAGCUGCGUGUUUGGGUCUGAAAACAGCCGUCCCUCCGCCCAUGCAGCAGUGCUUGUGUGGGGUGUGAACAUGAGGGGCUGCUGGCUGCAGCCGGCGCUGGUCCUGCUGGCUCUGCUGGCGAGCGCCUGCCUCGGCAGCGGCGGCGGCGGAGCGCCUUUCCCCUGCAAGUCCUCCGAGGAGCGGCCCCGGAGCCCCAAGAGCCCCAAGAGCCUCUCCUCCUCCCCCGACCAGAAGGUGGUCUGCAGCAGCACGGAGCUGCACCAGGUGUUACCGCCGGAAUCCCUGCCCAACAGGACGGUCACGCUGAUUUUAAACAACAACAAGAUUCAGGAGAUCAGAAAGGGAUCAUUCUUUGGAUUAUCUGUUCUGGAAAAACUGGACCUGCGGAGUAACAUGAUCAGUCGUAUUGAUCCCGGGGCAUUUCUGGGCUUGCCAGCACUGAAAAGAUUAGACCUAUCCAACAACAGUAUUGGCUGUCUUAACGCAGAGAUCUUCAAGGGCCUCGCCAGUCUGAUCCGCCUAAACCUUUCAGGAAACAUAUUCUCAUCAUUGACUCCAGGAACCUUCGACAGCCUGGUGUCUCUGAAGGCACUAGACUUUCAGACACCGUACCUGCUGUGUGACUGCAACCUUUCAUGGCUGCUGCGUUGGAUCAAAGAGAGAAACAUUGCUGUGAAGAACACUAAGUGCUCGUACCCACAGUCUCUCCAGGGUCAGCUCAUAACCUCCAUCAGGCCAGAGCUCCUCACCUGUGAUGCUCCACUUGAACUGCCCUCGUUCCAGCUGACUCCCUCCCAGGGUCAGGUUGUGUUUCAAGGGGACAGCCUGCCCUUCCAGUGUCAGGCUUCCCUGGUGGCCGACGACAUGCAGGUGCUGUGGUACCAGAACGGCCGCAUGGUCAAGCCGGAUGCCACUCAAGGAAUCUUCAUCGAAAAGCGCAUCGUGCAGAACUGCUCUCUGAUUGCGAGCGCAUUGACCAUCUCCAACAUCCAGCCGGGUUUUACUGGGAAUUGGGAGUGUCGGGUGUGGACUAGCAGGGGCAACACCACCAGGACCGUCCAAAUCGUGGUCUUGCAGAGUUCAGCCAAGUAUUGUGCCCCUGAACGCGUCUCCAACAACAGGGGAGAGUUCAGAUGGCCGCGUACUCUGGCAGGAAUCAGGGCGUACCUCCCCUGCAACAGACUGCCGUCGAGUGCGGGCACCUACAUGGGCAGCUCUGGCGAAGAGCAGCAGGCGUGGCGGUACUGCAGCCGCGAGGGGCUGUGGACGGAGGAGGACUACUCCCACUGCCAGUUUCAGAAGGACGUCACCCGAUUUCUCUACGUCAUCAACCAGAUGCCUCUAAACGAGAGCAAUGUCGUCACCAAAGCACGGCGCUUGCUGCUCUACACGAUAGACGCCGCCAACUUCUCAGACAAGAUGGACAUUAUCUUUGUGGCUGAGAUGAUCGAGAAGUUCGGCAAGUUUGUGGAGAAGUUUAAAGAUCUGGGUGAGGUUAUGGUCAGCAUGGCCAGUAACUUGAUGCUCGCUGACGAGAGAGUUCUGUGGAUGGCCCAGCGUGAAGCCCUGGCCUGCACCCGCAUCAUCGCCUGCCUCCAGAAGAUCGCCGUCUACCGCCUGGCUACAGCUCAGGCCUUCUCUCUGACCUCCCCCAACAUCGCGCUGGAGGCCCACACCAUCAAGGCCAACGACUGGAACGGCAUGAACUGCAUGUUGUUCCAGAGGGCCAGCCCCGAGCGCACGCCGGGCCAAGACCGCCAACUCACCUUCAAAUGUAACACGACCAGCUCCUUCACCAGCAUCUUCUACAAGAGCACUGUGUUUGAGGCCUCCCUGCAGCUUCCACAGUCUCUCUUCACCCAGACUGCGGUCCCGGGGCAGGCAGACGACUCCAUCUACAAACUGCACCUCCUGGGUUUCCGCAACGGCAAGUUCUUCCCCUCCACUGGCAACACCUCCCAGCUGGCUGAUGGAGGAAAGAGGAGGAGUGUGGCCACCCCUGUCAUCAUGGCCAAAAUAGACGGCAUGUCCCUGCGCGUGCUGAAGACCCCCAUUAACGUCACCCUCCGGCGGUUUGCACGGGGCUCAGACGCCGUGUCUGCCUGCUGGAACUUCAGCCUGGCGGGAGGUCAGGGGGGGUGGAAGACCGAGGGCUGCCGCAUCCUGGACCAUCACGACAAUUUCACCACCAUAUCGUGCAACUCUCUGGGCAACUAUGGUCUCCUCAUGGACCUCAGCGGUGUGGAGUAUUUCUCUCCGAGCAUCCAGCCUCUGCACCCGGUCAUCUACGCCACAACUAUCACACUGCUCCUCUGCCUUCUCGCCAUUAUUAUUAGCUAUAUCUAUCAUCACAGGUCUGUCCAUGUGAGCCGCAAGUUUUGGCACAUGCUGGUCAACCUCUGCUUCCACAUCUCCCUCACCUGCGGGGUUUUCGUUGGCGGCAUCAAUCAGACGCGAUACGCAAGCGUCUGCCAAGCUGUGGGCAUUUUGCUGCACUACUCCACUUUGGCCACCGCUCUAUGGGUGGGUGUGACCGUGCGCAACAUUUACAAACAGAUGACACGCAAGGCGAAGCGCUACGAGGAACUGGACGAGCCACCGCCCCCGCCGAGGCCCAUGCUUAGGUUCUACUUGAUCGGCGGAGGGAUACCCAUCAUUGUCUGUGGGAUCACGGCAGCAGCCAACAUCAAAAACUACGGCAGCCAGACAAACGCGCCAUACUGCUGGAUGGCAUGGGAGCCGAGCAUCGGGGCCUUUUACGGCCCGGCUGGAUUCAUCAUCUUCGUGGACUGCAUGUACUUCCUCAGCAUCCUCCUCCAGCUGCGCCGACACCCUGAACGGCGUUACGAGCUGAAGGAGUCGACUGAAGAACAGCAGCACCUUCCUUCAGCCGUCAGCGAGGUCGGACCCGGUGGCCCCGGUGGUCCUGGUGGCCCCGGUGGCCACUGCCACCCCGUCACCCUGCAGCUCCAGCCACACGAGGCUUCCUCCUCCAUAGUGUCGUCCCCCCACGCCGUGCCCCUGUCCGCCCUGGAGAACGAGCACACCUUUGCCGCCCAGCUGAUGGGCGCGGCGGGGGCCCUGGGGCUCUACACGGCUCUCUGGGUGUUCGGGGCCAUGGCCGUGUCGCAGGACCACCCCUUCGACCUGGCCUUCACCUGCCUGUUCGGGGUGGCCGCGCUGGCCCUGGGGGCCUUCAUGGUGGCGCAUCACUGCGUCAACCGGCAGGACAUGAGGCGCUACUGGUCGCAGGCCUGCUGCUCCGGGAGGAGAGCGUACUCUGCCCAGGAGGACGCCCUGCUGCCUCAGCCCGGCAUGGCCAUGACGUCGGCGGCCGGCUCCGACAGCAAGGCGGACGGGGAGUCUAUAAAGUGCGGCCACAGCAGCGCAGACUCCUCCUACACCAAUAAGACCGCCCCGAGCAUGCGCAACUCCCCGCACGGCAGCAAGCUGACCAAUCUGCACGCAGAGGCGGCGCAGUGCAAGUCUGCGUCAGCGCCGGUCAUCACCACGGGCACCGUCGUCUUGGACAACAGUCUGACCGAACAUUCGCUCGACAAUGAGAUCAAAAUGCACGUGGCGCCGGUGGAGGUGCAGUUCCGCCCGCUGAGCAACAUCAACGGACACGCGGGCAGGCAUCACAAGAACCGAGCGCGGGCGCACAGGGCCAGCAGACUGACGGUGCUGCGGGAGUACGCCUACGACGUGCCCACCAGCGUGGAGGGCAGCGUGCAGAGCGCCCCGCACCGGCGGCACCAUCAUUACGACAUGGCGGCUCGCAACAGCCGGCGGGCGGCGUACAUGGCCUACAGGGAGCGCCACCAGAGCCAGGUGCAGCAGGACAGCAGCGACAGCACCAGCCUGCCUCGCCGCUCACGCCACUCCGAUAAAGGCGGCGGUGGCGUCCCGGGGAACGGGACGGCGGGGACGGCGGGGGCUGCAGAGGCGGAGCAGGCCGUCGCUCCCGGAGGCUCCAGUUUGGAAAAAGACUGCAGCCUCGUACGGCCGCCUGGCGGCACAGAACUGGAAGGCCCGAAUAAGUCGUACGGGCUCAAUCUCAUCACUCAGAAUGGUGGCUCACUGAAAGAAAACGGACAAGCGGUGCCUUUAAUUAGCGGCGACAAUGCAGCCAGUAAAAAGAACAGCCUGUGGAAACAUGAAACUACUGUGUAGGAACAGUUUCCCCCCCCCAAAAAAACUGUUUACUGAAACCUAUGACUUCAAACUGUGAAAUAUACUUCAAAUCUCCUCUGAUUGUACUUUUUUUUUGCAAAAAAAAAGCAAAACAAAUCCUUUGAAAUAAUAAUCGGAGAGUUAGCCACAACACUGCCACUGAACUGUCUUUGUAGCCAUGUUUUUGUAAAUGUUUUACGAUUUUAUUUUAUUUUUUACAACUUUUAAUCUUCACAUCUUCAUUCGUAUGAAGAUGUUUGUUCAUGAACCGACACGGUCCGAGCUGUGGCCCUGUGCAGACGCUUAGUUUUGUACUUUUCGCUCGUUGUCUAGUUGGUUCCGACCAUUAAUAAAAGUUUAAUUUGCCUAA